Pararge aegeria (speckled wood butterfly) is the source of this 1956-nucleotide messenger RNA. RefSeq lists its product as uncharacterized. Gene Ontology annotation, molecular function: gamma-tubulin binding. The transcript has 2 exons. Gene Ontology annotation, biological process: microtubule nucleation; mitotic cell cycle. Lineage: Eukaryota; Metazoa; Arthropoda; Insecta; Lepidoptera; Nymphalidae. Gene Ontology annotation, cellular component: ciliary basal body; spindle pole; pericentriolar material. Bases 99 to 1685 code for a protein of 528 amino acids. The record is from RefSeq and is a predicted model, not a curated record.
CGAACCUACUAGGAAAUUGCAAGAAAUUUAAAAACAAACAGACUAGAAAAUAAUUAGUCAAUUUAAAUUUAAAAGAUAAAUUAAUUACAAUUUUGAAAAUGUAUUUAUCUUCCGUUAGUUCACGUUUACUAAUUCACGACGUUAACAGUUGGGAUUUAAAGUUUAGUAACGGGUGUUACGAUGGCCUAAUGAGAGAUGUUUCAUGGAGCGACGACAGUAAAUACAUUUUACAGGUAAAUUCUGUAGGCCUUGUAGAAAUAUUAUGUCCAACAGAUCAUGAUGUCAGAAGCUUACAACAUAUUCCAAUAAAGGACACCUGGUCAGCAAGCUUCCACAGAGAUGGUCACCACCAUGUUGCAGUUGGCACAAAAAGUGGAAAUGUUAAAAUUUGGGACACGAAACAUAAAACAAUAACUAAAGCGUUUCCAACACUGUCUCAUCCAUCCUGUGUAAACAUCCUAAGUUACAAUGCCAAAAACACAAGCCUGGCCGCUACAAUGUCAAAUGGAGAUACAGUUAUCUAUGGCCUAAUUUCAAAUAUCCCAGUUCAAAGAGUUAAACUAACAUGUUCUAAAAGUAUUUCCGCUAUGAAGUUUCACCAUGAGUCACAGUCUUUACUUGGUCUUGCAACAGAAGAAGGUCAUGUUAUACUCAGAGAUGUAAACACAAAUCAUGAUAAAGCAUUCUUUGAAAAUAUUCACGCAUCACCAGUCAGCGACUUUGCUUUCUCACUUAUAAACAAAGAUGUGAUGCUAUCUAGUGGCUAUGACAAAAUUAUACAAGUUUAUGAUAUUAAACUACAGAAUGUUGUCUCAACAGUAAAGACAUCACAUACUCUAACAUCUAUAGCCAUGAAUAAAGAUAACCAAGUUGCACUGGGAAGUAAGAAUUGUGAUGUUCUUGUAUAUGAUCUUAGAGAUUUAAGCAGACCAUUAAAAAUUCUGAAGGGACAUGAUCAAAGUGUCAGCAAAGUAGCUUUUCAGCCCACAAGAAAGAAGUUAGUACCAACUGACAUAAGCCUCAGAGAAGAAAUGGACCCAAUAUCUGUUCCUAAAGUAAAAACACCUGCUACUGAAAGAUCAUCAGACAUAUUUUUCAUGAAUGAUACACCUCCAAACAAUAAUAUAAAUGUCUCCAAUUCUCGAGAUAACAGAGCUAAUCAAAGCUCAUUUCUUAUUGGUCUCAAUAAAUCAAAUAAUUUUGAUAUUGACUUAGAUUUUGAUUUUGAUAGAAAAAGUGACAAACAUGAACUAAGAUUCGAUUCAGAAAGAAAUAUGAAUAAGAUUUCAACUCCAGUGAAUAAAAGUGCAGGUGAAAAUUUUGUCAUUCCUUCACCUCUUUUUAUUCCCAAUAGUAUCCAAGAUGAUAAUAAAGCUCUGAAUGGUAAUUUUACGAAUAUAAAGCCAUCUGGUGACAUACAUGCAACAAACAAUGAUAUGACGGACACAAAAGUAGUUAAUGAAUUGAAAGAUUUCAUUUCAGAUGUUGCAGAUGAUAACAGAAACUACUUCCUCCAUAUCAUGAUGGCUUUAACAAAACAAAAGUUAUAUUUAGAAAAACAGUUAAACACAUUAAAUCAGAAAGUUCACAAUUUGGAACAAAACCAAAAUUCUUUGGUUGAAGCUAAUAGAAUGCUUACUCUUCAAGUAGAACAAUUAAAAACUCAGCAAAAUAAUGUACAAUAAACAAAUAAUUAAAAUACCUACAAAAUAAAUGAACUGUCAAAAUAUAUAUAGCGUACCCACUUAGGUAGGUGGAAUACCUCUAAGCUUUAAAAUAUUGUUAAUGUUUUAGAAUAUAAUAUUUUUUUGUAAUUAAUAAUUGUUUCAUGGUGCAUUUCUAUUUUAGUGCCUAUUUAUUAAACCUAAUUAAUUAUAAUUCUAUGUGUUUUGUGCCAUAGUAGUUUAAAAUUUAUUUUAUGACAAAAUUGUAAUGAUUUUAUUAAAAUAGUAAUAU